CUAAAGCGAAUUGAUCAAAUACAAAAUGGACAAAAGAGUGUUUUUACUUGCUGCACGUUUACUUUGUUUUUAGUUAAUUUACCUGGUAAAAGUUAUUUUGUUGAGGACGCUUAAUAAUCCUGUCGCCUUAAACGAUCGCUUCUUCUCUCCCAAAAAUAUGCGAUUCCAGAAAUGGGCAGCUCUGCAGCACCAUGGAAGCACCAUCUUCUCAACUCUCUGAACUCUAAUUCUCAUCUCAAGCACUCCAUCUACCUUCAACUUGCAACAGUUGCACCAAAUGGCAGGCCAUCGAAUCGCACCGUCGUCUUCAGAGGCUUUGCAGAUAAUAGUGAUAAGAUACAAAUCAACACUGAUUCCAGAUCUCGGAAGAUCGAAGAUAUAAAGUACUGCCCAUUUGCGGAGAUAUGCUGGUAUUUUACUGAUUCAUGGGAGCAAUAUCGAAUAAAUGGAAGAAUUCACAUCAUUGAUUCAACAAACCCCAAUCCAGUUAAGCUUCAGCAAAGAGAGAGAGCAUGGUUUGAUAGCUCAAUUAGAUCAAGACUUCAGUAUUUGGGGCCCUCCCCUGCUGCAAUUCCUUCUUUGAAGGAUACAUCAUUUCAGGAGCCUUCAUUGGAUCCUUUGGCUGGUCCGGUAGAUGCAUUUUGCCUUCUAGUUUUGGAUCCCGAGCAGGUUGAUUUCUUGAAUUUGAGGAGUAACAAAAGGAUCACAUUUGCCUCCAGAUGCAGCAGCAUCAAUGGAGAGAAAAUUUGGACGUCUACUGAGAUCAACCCGUGAUUUCUAUGUGAUUGAAAUCUUACCAAUUUGAAAAUUUGGACAUGGACCGUUCAAUGUUGAACGCAAGCAUUAUACGUCACCAUUAUAAUGGACACAAUCAAUCUCUUUAUAGUUAGCCGUCAGUAAUGUGGAUGGAGGUGUAUUAUAAACUGAAUUCAGUAGUCCGUUGUAUUUUUGUGUUUGAAAUGCUUUCAUAUAUUGAAUUGGAACUCUUCAACAGAAUAAAUGUUUGUAUUUUCGUUUCAGUCCCCCAAUGAAUCUAAGUAGUUGGGUUCGACAACAUAACAAGGAUUAUUAAUCAAUUUUCUGUAUCUUUUUAUAUGGUUUAUCUUGUCAUUUCAAAAAUAAAAAAAUU
Molecule: messenger RNA, 1129 nt
Organism: Cuscuta epithymum
Lineage: Eukaryota; Viridiplantae; Streptophyta; Magnoliopsida; Solanales; Convolvulaceae
Source: the annotation of a GenBank genome assembly